CGGGGGAUUUGGUUCUUCGGAGGGACGUCCUGUUCGCGGGAAAUACGAAGCUACAGGUUGCGACCACCGCGGAUCCGAAGAGGUCUCUAAUCCGGUUGAAAUAAGAACGCGUUUACUUCUUCCAGAGUUUAAACGAUGCUUUUUCGUUCACUUGUUGACCGAGGAGUCUACAGAAAGAGGCACAAUGUUCCCUCCCCGAGGUAUCCAUUGACCUCUCUACUAGAAGGUUACCAAUGUGCCCGACACGAUGAACACAUCUCAUACGGCAACAUGGGCGUGCCCGUUCCACCGUUUGGAUUAGAGUUCUCUUCUGUGAAAGGUAUGGAAAGGGUCCUUGCCGUGGCAAACGAAGAAGGCAUUGUCAGGCUAUACAACACGGAGAGAUGUGAGAACCCAAUUCUUAAAGAAUGGAUGGCACACGAGAAUGCUGUCUUUGACAUAGCGUGGGUGCCUGGUGAAUCUAGCGUGGUAACCGCUUCAGGUGACCAGAUGGCCAAACUCUGGGAUGUGCACUCUGGUGAACUCUUGGGCACCUUCAAGGGUCACCAGUGUAGCCUCAAGUCUGUGGCCUUCUCAAAGCGGGAGAAAGCUGUCUUCUGUACUGGGGGGCGAGACGGACAAAUAAUGGUCUGGGACACUCGAUGCAGUAAAAAAGACGGUUUCUACAGGCAGGUGAAACAGAUCAGUGGUGCACACAAUAAAUCCGAGCGACACACACCUUCGCAGUUGAAGAAGAGACGGCCGAGCGUGCGGAGCAUGGCUAAUGGCUUGCACUCCCAGCAGAGUGUCACGGUGGUUUUGUUCCAGGAUGAACACACGCUCAUCUCAUCGGGCGCCGUGGAUGGUGUUAUAAAGAUGUGGGACUUAAGGAAAAGCUACACUGCCCACCACCACGACCCUGUGCCCCUCCAGACGUAUCCCUAUCCCGGCUCCAGCACGCGCAAACUAGGCUACUCUGGCCUUGUUUUGGACUCGACUGGCUCCAAUCUGAUAUCCAACUGUACAGAUGACAAUAUCUACAUGUUCAAUGUUAGCGGGAUGAAAACAUCACCAGUUGCUGUCUUUAGUGGUCACCUCAACUCUUCCUUUUAUGUCAAGUCCACCAUAAGCCCAGACGACCAGUUUUUGGCUAGUGGCUCGAGCGACCAUCAAACAUACAUUUGGAAGCUCUCUGAUCCAAAGCGGCCACCCAUGCUUCUUCAGGGACAUAGCCAGGAAGUGACAUCAAUCACAUGGAGCCCCACAGACUUUACUAAGAUAGCAACCUGUUCUGAUGACAACACUGUGCGAAUCUGGCGUCUCGACCGGGGAAUCGAUGGAAACAAGUCCACAGUUGGGCAGGCCAAUCUUGUGGGAUGGGCAUGUCCUAAGACCCCCUCUACUGGCCUAAAUAAAUCCAGUCCAAACACUGCCAUUCAAGAGAUGAGCACACCCGCCAAGACCCCCAACACGGAUCGCAUGGAAGGCCUGGCGUCCCCUCAGCUGGCCGCCUGCGCACCCAGUGGCGCCAACAUGCCGCCCUCCUCCAGCACCGCUGGCAUGCCCCCGUCUUCCAGCAGCACCCGGGACCCCAAGGCCAACGCCCUCGGCCAGAGGACGCCCACGUCCAUCAAGAGCUGGUUGGCCCGUUCUCCCGGAUCCCCCGCCGCCAGCCCGACCCCACGGCAGACCCUGAGCCCGUGCCCCCAGCCCGGCACGCCGCGCUCCGCCCCUGCGUCAGAGCGGCGGGCCAAACGCCGGCUGGACACGGGAGAGGGAGCGCUGGGGAGCUGCGGGGGCGCCGGGCCCUGCGAGUGUGUCGCCGAGCUCUACCCCACGUCCAAGAGAAGUCGGCCCCUGAUGGGCGUGUGCUGCCCCGCCGCCUGCAGCCAGGAUCCGGAGCCUCAGGCAGGGGCGGAGCCCCCGUCGGAGAGCUGCGCCAGGCGGGCGGCAGCGCCCAACCAAGCGCCAGGGAAGGAGAAUUGCUCUCCCGUGCAGGGGGACUGGCUGUCCAUGAUGGGCGAGAGGUUAAAGAACGGGCUAGGAAGCCCCAGGAGCCCCAGGAGCCCCAGGAGUGCUAAGAAACAAGAUGGCAGGACUCCGGUGUCACCAAUCCAACAAUCCCCACAGAAUGGAAAGAAGAUAUCCUCAUAUUUCCAAAGAAGAACAGUGGAUUAAUCUCCAUGGACUGCUGUUUAAAUUCCUGAUCAUAUGUGUAUAUUGUGUUUUAAACCAUUCUAAAUCUGGCUAAAGCACUCCAAAAUAUAUGUAAAAAAAAAUACAUUUGUGAUGCAUUCUUAUUUUCCAAAUGUGCAUGUAAAUAUACAUUUGAACAAUAUAUAUUGUUAAUAUAUCAUG
Molecule: messenger RNA, 2337 nt
Organism: Gadus morhua (Atlantic cod)
Lineage: Eukaryota; Metazoa; Chordata; Actinopteri; Gadiformes; Gadidae
Gene: dtl
Product: denticleless E3 ubiquitin protein ligase homolog (Drosophila)
Exons: 15
Coding region: 136-2157 (673 amino acids)
Biological process (GO): mitotic G2 DNA damage checkpoint signaling; proteasome-mediated ubiquitin-dependent protein catabolic process
Cellular component (GO): nucleus
Molecular function (GO): protein-macromolecule adaptor activity; protein binding
Source: RefSeq, a predicted model, not a curated record